Molecule: messenger RNA, 1567 nt
Organism: Didymodactylos carnosus
Lineage: Eukaryota; Metazoa; Rotifera; Eurotatoria; Philodinida; Philodinidae
Source: the annotation of a GenBank genome assembly
GGAAAAGUUUGGUAUAUCCGAAUAUUUUCUGACCAUUGCCUUUGAGCUCUGCCCAGGCUCGCCCAAUCUUCUGGACACUCUAGCUGGAGGGUUGCCCACACUUCGAAAAAUCCUGGAUACGCCAUUGAUUUCCCCUAUUCGAUUGCCAUUGUAAAAGCAUAUGUGUUCGUAUUAAAAGUAUUCAGUUUAGAAAUAUUGUUUUGUUGAAGUAUAAAAUAAAGUGCUUUUUGAAUUUUUUUUUAGGCUUUUGGAUUAUUUUUCAAUGUGUAAAAAAUUUCCGACUUUUACAUGAGAAUAGACUGGAAUGACAGAUUUUCUUUACUCACUGAAGUAGUUUUCCUUUAUGUUUUGAGAUUUUCUAAUGGAAAGAUGUGAUCUAAUGAAAAUUAGCGUGGUCUAGAACUUAAGUUCCACACAUCUGUCCGUUAUUCAUAAUCCAGAAUAUCCAGUUCUAGAGUUUGCAGAAAAGCCGAUGCUACAUCAGAAUGACGAAAGAUGGAAAGUAGAUGAUUUUAUUUUUGUCCAAAAGUGCAAGUUUUUCGAUAAAAUAUCCAUUUUUCAGAGCUCUUUCUAGUCAUCCGCUUGAGGAACAAAUGUUCCAACUCAGUUUUUUUUUAAACGAAAAGUGGUGCUCUACGUUAAUCGUAGUUGUCAACGAUCUGCUUUUUCCCAGAACGGUCUCGGACUGAUCUGAUCUAGUGCUAGUCCAACCAAUCACAUCGGCAUGAAUCCAAGCUAGUCUUUUCUAGGACGAUAAAACACAUUAUAAAAAACCUACAAUACUGGUAGGCAUACUGACUCAUUACAUGUUUCAAAUAACGAAGAUGAAUUUUUUUGACUUUGCGCAGAAAACGAAUCUAAACGAUCAUUAUUAGCAUGUAAAAUAAGUUUUAAAGUAAUUUUACUCAUAAGAAAAACAUUGACCUCAAUAGAAGUCCAUCGUUCAAAUUUCGAGUUGACGGAUAAAAUAAAAUGUCAACUGAUCUUUUAUUACGAGGGGGUUUAAACGAUUAUUCGAUCUGAAAUAAAACCAUCUUUUAUUAUUGAAUCUACAAUAGUGGUUAUCUAUUUCGCAUAAUGUUGAAUUCAGUAUGAUUGAUUUAUAGUUUAUCGAUUCAGAAUACAAGUGUUAAUAAAUCUAUUAUAGGAUUCUGAAACAAUCAAAAACUCAAAACCGCCUUUCCUACAACUAAAAUCAAGACUCGAAUAUGUAAACUUUAAAGUAAUCUUUAUAGGUUUUCGAAAUUUACUGCUGUCUGAUGAAUUUGAUAUAAUGAAACCAUCGUGCUUAUCUAGUCCUUAUCAAGAUAUGACAAAACCCUUAACGCAUUAUUAUAUAAACACAUCUCAUAACACAUAUUUAUUUAAGAAUCAGGUAAUGGGUGAAAGCAGUGCAGAAGCUUAUAAUCGAGUUUUAUUAAAAGGUGGACGAGCUGUAGAACUUGAUUGUUAUGAUGGACCAGACGGACAACCGAUUGUCUAUCAUGGAUUUACACUUGUUAAAGCUAUUACUUUUGAGGCAAUUAUUACCGCGAUGAAACCGAACUUAUUUGUCGUAUCUCCGUAA